Messenger RNA from Parathielavia appendiculata, 1798 nucleotides. RefSeq lists its product as uncharacterized. Lineage: Eukaryota; Fungi; Ascomycota; Sordariomycetes; Sordariales; Chaetomiaceae. Bases 361 to 1509 code for a protein of 382 amino acids. The record is from RefSeq and is a predicted model, not a curated record. The transcript is spliced from 3 exons.
CAUGAACGAGAUAUCGCAUUCUUGUUGAGACUGAAGCAAGUCAGGGUGGUUGUACGUUCUCUUGAUUUCGAAGGGUCCUUAACUAUACUGUCGGAAGAAGCGUUUAUCUCAAUGUUAGGCGCCCAGCAGAGUGGGGCUGUCCAUGUCCGGGCUUCUGUCAGCUGGUCUGCUCUGCUCCCGUGCCGUGCUGGCAGAUCGCACCGCUUUUGUCCAAGCUGUUGAUCUGAGGCUUGCGCAUUACGUCGUGGCCCUUGAUUAUAGUUUAUUAGUCCGCCUUUUCCGGUCUUGCUUUCAAACCAGCAAACGCAGCAUCUGGAAACACCUUGGCAGAACCUCGCGUUCUGCGGCGCCGUCGUCACCAUGUUUGACAUAUUUGCCAAGCUCCUCUCCUCUGUUGCAUCCUUCCUAUUUCCGCUGUUUGCCAGCUACAAGGCGCUCAAGACAUCAGACCCGGCCCAGCUCACUCCAUGGCUGAUGUACUGGGUUGUGCUGGCCUGCGUGCUCCUCGUUGAGUCGUGGACCGAGUGGUUCUUGUGCUGGAUCCCUUUCUACGCCUACAUUCGCCUCCUGUUCCUCCUCUAUUUGGUCCUUCCGCAAACCCAGGGCGCCCGCCUGAUCUACGAGGAACACGUACACCCGCUCGUUGAGCAGAAUGAGGCCGCCAUCGAAGAGUUCAUCGCCUCGGCGCAUGACCGCCUCCGCAACGCGGGCAUCGCCUACCUGAAGAACGCCAUCGAGUUUCUCAAGACAAACGUCCUCGGCCUGCCGCCGUCACCCGAACCAGCCUCCGCGCCGGAGCCCCAGACACCACAUUCGUACACCCAAGCGCUCCUCGCCCGCUUCACCAUGCCCCCCCCACGCUGGAUCACCACGACCACGCAGGGUGCCACCGCCACCGGCGGCAGUGGUGGCGGAUCCACAUCCGACCUCUAUAACCUCCUCGCGUCAGCCAUCAACGCGGCCGCGUCCGCGACGACGGCUUCCACCACCACCACAUCGUCCAAAGAACCCACCACGACUAGCAGCAGCACCAUCAUCCCCGAGACGGUCCGUUCCGCCGGCCCGGUAGCCUGCAUGUCCUUCAUCAAGGCCCAGCGCGAGCGCCUGGGGAUCGUCAUGUCGAUGCUCGAGAGGGAGGAGGCGGCCACGGUGUCACGCCAGCAGCAGAGCCAGGGCGACGAAGCCCAAACGCCGACUCAGAAUGAUCCGGACGAGGCCAUUGCUUGGGCGGAGGUCGGUUCCAAUGCCGGUGCCAGCGACAAGGCGAGAUCGCUCAGCGGGCAGAGCGGGACCAGCGGGCUGAGCAAGACCCGGUCCGAGGGAGAUUUUGAAAAGUUGGAUGCUCCCAGUAGUUGUGGAGAGGAAGAGAAUGAAGGGGACGGAAGAGGGGAAGUCAGGAGGAGGGGCGGGAAAGAUAUGGGGACGAGUCCGGGCGGGGGAGUGAGGAGGAUGUGGCCAUGGGCUUGGGGAAGCGGUGCUGAAGCUGGGAGCUCGGCAUGGGAGGAGUGAGUGUCAUGACUGAUUUACUGUUACCUUCUGGGUUGGGUUGAUUGAUUUGGGAUCUGGGAAUAGGGAGGGAUGGGUACGGAUGGCGUUUUGGGAUGGAUUUCGGGGAAUACUCUGCUCGGAUAGAGGUCGCUGAUACACCUGAUCCCCUGGCACGAAUUUCAGAGGGCAGUCCGCCUUGAAUGAAAUAUUGUCUUCUGAGUCAAUGCUCUUGAGUGGUCCUGCCUCUUCAGUAUGCCACUCAAAGGAGUAAUAUAUGAGAUAUACGUCUUGUAUGAUACAGGGAUAAUGU